Molecule: messenger RNA, 831 nt
Organism: Carassius carassius (crucian carp)
Lineage: Eukaryota; Metazoa; Chordata; Actinopteri; Cypriniformes; Cyprinidae
Product: nuclear body protein SP140-like protein
Exons: 6
Coding region: 265-762 (165 amino acids)
Biological process (GO): positive regulation of transcription by RNA polymerase II
Molecular function (GO): RNA polymerase II cis-regulatory region sequence-specific DNA binding; DNA-binding transcription activator activity, RNA polymerase II-specific
Source: RefSeq, a predicted model, not a curated record
UACAAGUCAUUCAAAUUUAGAAAACGGCUUCUAAUUUAAACAGCAAUUAAUAAUAAUAUAUAAAAUAAUUAAAUUCUGAAUGAUGUGGAAGUUGGUGUUUACUUGUGAUGUUUUUUAAGUGAUCAAGUGGAAUAGUUCCUCAGUGACGCAGUCACACCUACUGAAAGGUGUGGUUAGGUGGAGCAUGUUCAAGAAAAGGAGAUUACAUUGUUUUUGAAUGUACGUAAUAACCUGUGUGUAGAGAGAGGAAACACACUGAAAGUCAUGAACACAGCACGAGAACCACAGGACAUGGGAGGAGAGUCGGACAUAGACACAACGUCGGACUCAGAAUCAGAAUGGAAUCCUGAGAGCAGCACAGGAUCUGACAGUCUGAGUGAGAAUGACCGCGCAGAAGCAAAACAAGGGCAAAAACGGAAACUGAAAAAACCGUCUUCCCUUUGUACACCCAGGAAGAGUCAAGUCGAAGACUCCAGACAGUUGAGACAAAAAUUUGGAAACAAAUCUGAACUCCCUGUCACAUGUGGGGAUAAAAACGGCAUCCUGCAUGUGGAGAAAUAUAAUUACAAUCUGUCUUCAAUGGAGAAGUGCAUCUUAAGUGAAGACCAGUGGUUCAAGCCCAACGAAUUUGAGAGGUUUGGAGGAAAAGGGAGAAACAAAAAAUGGAAGACCAGCAUCUUUUGUGAUAAUAUUCCACUCCAGAAACUCAUAGAGGCUGGUCUUUUGUCUCCCCUUAAGAAAAGCCGGAAUAAACAGGUUUGAAUUGAUUCUCCUGACUCCUCACCUGUUGCUGACAGACUCAGAAAAAGAAAGGUUAGAUCCUGAUAUGAU